Messenger RNA from Oncorhynchus kisutch (coho salmon), 1137 nucleotides. It is a transcript of the gene il20, whose product is annotated as interleukin 19 like. The coding region runs from base 145 to 690 and encodes 181 amino acids. The record is from RefSeq and is a predicted model, not a curated record. NCBI's taxonomy places the organism in Eukaryota, Metazoa, Chordata, Actinopteri, Salmoniformes, Salmonidae. The transcript is spliced from 6 exons. Gene Ontology annotation, cellular component: extracellular region.
ACACAGAGGACUGCUCAUCAGAUAGAUAGAGGACACACACACAGAGGACUGCUCAUCAGAUAGAUAGAGGACACACACACAGAGGACUGCUCAUCAGAGAGAUAGAGGACACACACACAGACACACAGACAGGUUGACAUAGAGAUGAAGCUGCUGUUAAGCCCCACCAUCCCCAGGCUCCUCUUCCUGUUAGCGUGUCUCAGUGGGUGUGGCUUGGGACAUGGCAUACACCUGGGAACCUGCUCUGUCACUGUACACACUCACGAACUACGCAAGCACUACACAGAGAUACGGAGCUCUGUGAUAGCAGCAGACAGUCAGAUGGGAGUGAGACUGCUGAGGGGAGACGUGAUGAGGAACAUACAGGAGGGGGAGUACUGCUGUUUCCUGCGUCUUUUGCUACGUUUUUAUGUGGAGAGAGUGUUUGUUAGCCACGGCAUGUCUCAGCCACUGCACCGACGCUCAACCAGCGCUCUCGCUAAUAGUUUCCUCACAAUCAACAAGGACCUGAGGCAAUGUCACUGCCACUGUGGAGAAGAUACCAGGAGAAGAAUGGACUCCCUACAGGCCCAGUUUGACAAGCUGGAGAUCUACCAGGCAGCAGUAAAGGCUAUAGGAGAGCUGGACUCUCUACUGGACUGGCUGGAAGAACUCAAGCACAACUCACACACAACUCACACAGACAGAUAACACAUAUGAAAAUGUGUAAAUAUUGCAGUACAGAUGAUAUGUUACAUUUUUGUUACCACAUAUAAUUUAUUUGAUGGGAUAAGUUUACCUGAAAGGAAUAUUUAUUAAUGUGUGUAUUGAUGCUAAUGUAUGUAUUAAAAGAGACAUAUGUCAGUCUCAGAUGGUUGUCUAAGUUCCAUAAAUACUGUUUCUGUGAUAGUGUUAUUAACCAGUGUGAAUUUGACCAAACUGUUGAAUUUCACUACAAAUUACAUGUACAGUGCCUUCGGAAAGUAUUCAGACCCCUUGACUUUUUCCACAUUUUGUUAGGUUCAACCUUAUUCUAAAAUUUAUUAAAUAGUUUUUUUUUUCAUCAAUCCCCACACAAUACCCUAUAAUGAUGAAACAAAAACAGUUUUUUUGACAUUUUCGCUAAUUUAUUAAAAAUAAAAAACUGAAGUAUCACAU